This is a messenger RNA of Neomonachus schauinslandi (Hawaiian monk seal), 759 nucleotides long. Its product is annotated as mitochondrial genome maintenance exonuclease 1-like. Gene Ontology annotation, molecular function: single-stranded DNA exodeoxyribonuclease activity. Gene Ontology annotation, biological process: mitochondrial DNA replication. Bases 1 to 759 code for a protein of 252 amino acids. The record is from RefSeq and is a predicted model, not a curated record. The transcript has 4 exons. Lineage: Eukaryota; Metazoa; Chordata; Mammalia; Carnivora; Phocidae. Gene Ontology annotation, cellular component: mitochondrion.
AUGUUUGGGUCGGCGGGACCGAGUAAAAGGGAAGUGAGAAAGCAUCUAAAGAUGAAGGCAUUUCAGACCAUCUGCAGACAGCUCAGAAGUUCAAAGGGGUUUUCUCUAGAACCAACCGCCCAUGUGGAUUUUUCCACUUCCUCUUAUUCUUGUAGCCGGAAGAAAAAAGUGAACCCUUAUAAAGAAGUAGACCAAGAAAAGUACUCUGAUUUAGUACAGUCUGUCUUGUCAUCCAGAGGCCUUGCUCAGACUCCAGAAUCAUUGUUUGAGGAAGAUAAUUUACUCUAUGGACCUGUGAGUAAGUGUAAGCCCCCAAAGCAAGAUGAGGAAGCAAAAGCUCCACGAAACUGGUGUCCUCUCUUAAUCCCAGAGAGAAGUGUAAAACCAAAUGCAACAAGUACUCCUACAGUUCCUUUGAGAAUCCCUUUGCAAAGAAAUACCAUACCAAGUGUGACCAGGAUCCUUCAGCAGACCAUGACAUCAGAACAGAUUUUCUACUUGGAGAGGUGGAAACAGCGGAUGAUUCUGGAACUGGGAGAGGAUGGCUUUGCCGAAUAUUCUUCAAAUAUAUUUUUACAAGGGAAACGGUUCCAUAAAGCCUUGGAAAGGAUACUUACACCCCAAAGAGACUUGAAAGAGAGUGAUGAGAAUCUUGAAUCUGGAUAUAUCGAAAGUGUCCAGCAUAUCCUGAAAGAUGUCAGUGGAGUGCGAGCUCUUGAAAGCGCUGUUCAGCAUGAUACCUUAAAGUAUAUGGUCUAA